Molecule: messenger RNA, 3510 nt
Organism: Effrenium voratum
Lineage: Eukaryota; Dinophyceae; Suessiales; Symbiodiniaceae
Source: the annotation of a GenBank genome assembly
AUGUCCUGCGCCUGUCCCAAGGAAGAGCUCGAGGAUUCUCAAAAUCGGCUCUUCCACCGCAUCGAAGGCCUGCUGGUGCAGCAGUGGGAUGCCUUUGAGGCGCAGCUGGAGAGACUCAGAACGGCCUUGGAGGUGCCCCAUGAUAUGCCAGCACCCGGGUGGAGGCUCGAGGAGACACGGAUCACAUCUCGGCCCGCGGCCAACUCCAAAGGCUCUGAGAUCCCUCCAUUCGAGAGGCAUGAAAGGCCAAGGAAUGUUGCGUUAGAAGAGAGGCCAAGGCCUCUGGGUGAGAGGUCAAGGAUCCCUCAGUUCGAGUCUGAAGCCAGCAGUAUGAGUGCCCUGACCGCGAGCAGCGGCGUCCAGAGCGCUUCCCUGCAGAGUGCCGGCAUGCACAGCGCCAGCGACGUCCACACCAGCGACAUCCAUGCCAGCGAACAAAGCGGUGCGGCAAGCGAUGCCAACGAAAGUGCUAUCAGCGGCGCCAGCAUUGUCAAGCACAGAGAUGGAAAAGCAUUGCAGUCUAAAACAAGAAGCAGAGACCUGCAGAAAUUGCAGGACCAGCUGACAGUGGCUUCGCUGAGACGGGUCUCCACCCGUAUUGGGCGAAUAAGCAUAAGCCGAAUUGAGGAUGGUGAGGCUUUGAAACUGGCGCUCGCAGAGGGUCAAAUAGACGAGGAGAUCCGAAAGGAGAAGCAAAGGAGAACCAGUCUGCGAGCAAACGCAGCUCUCCAUCGGCAGAGCUCGUCGAGCCAAAGGCAAAGCGGGUUGAGCAGGCUCCAACGGCAAAGCUCAUCGAGCAGGCCAUCAAGAGCCGGAGAGGUGCAAAGAGCAAAGAGCCGCAAGCGGACGAUUUUUGCCUCAAUGGACGAUGAGUCAGAGAAGAUGCGAGAGAAUGCUCGCCGCCUCGCAGAGAAGCGCGCUGGAGAAUUCACAUCAGAAGGCCAGACUGCACCCCCUGGCACGGUCGAGAAGAUGCGUUUCAAUCUGCGCCGCUUCGUUAGCUCCAUGGCCUUUGAGGCAUUUGCUGGUUGCAUCAUCACCUCGAACGCGGUGAUCAUCGGCAUGGAGGUCGAGUACUGCGCGACUUCUCAAACGGUCCAGUCACCCGCUUGGUUUCAGACCCUGCAUCUUUUGUACGCCAUAGUGUUUGCAUUGGAGCUGGGCUUGAGAAUGGUUGCCUACGGCUGUGAUCUCUAUUCUGACAGCGAGAUGUUUAGAUGGGCAUGUCUUGACUCCUUCAUCGUUGUGUCCUCCUUUGUUGACCUCUGCCUGAGCUGGAGCAUGCGCGCAACGGACGAGAAUCCAUCGAGCCUCACAUCGUCUGGCUUGUCAGCAAUCCGGGUGAUGCGGGUGCUGCGCAUUAGCAGGCUGAUACGGGUUUCUCGACUGGCCAAGCUCAUGCUGUGGCUGAAGGCAUUGCGAACACUGAUCCAUUCCAUCUUUGUGACCUUGAAAUCCCUGAUUUGGGCCUUGGUCCUGUUGGCGCUGAUCAUGUACGUCUUUGCCAUCAUCUUGGCGCAGGCUGCCAUCGAGCGGCUGGUCCUGAUCAAGGACCUUCCUGGCGACCAGUGGGAUGCCCAAGACACGACCCUGAAGUUAUUCUGGGGCUCCCUUGGAGACUCCGUGUCAACUCUCUUCAUGUCGAUCACCGGGGGUAUCUCCUGGCAGGUGGCUGAGCUCCCUCUGACGCAGCUGUCCGUAGUCGUCUUUUUUCUGUACAUGGCUUUUGUGAUGUUCGCGGUUUUAAACGUCAUGACCGGUGUUUUUUGCCAGUCUGCUAUUGAAAGUGCUGCCCGUGACCACGACAUGGUAAUGCAAAAUGUCGUGCAGGACAAAGAUGCACACAUGCGAAAAUUCCGGCUCCUUUUCCAGAUGCUGGACUUGGAUGACACAGGCUACAUCACAAUCAAUGAACUGGAAGAACGAAUGGAGGCCAGAUCGUGCGUCACUUGCUCUGGGUGGUUUUGGACUGACGAGGAUGUAAAAGUGAAGACUUACUUCGAAGCCUUGGAGCUGAACAUCGAUGAUGCCUUGCUCUCAUGUUUGCGCAGCUUCCUGGCCUCAUUCAUGCAGGCAGGCUCUGAGUAUCAGGGAGCUUCGUGCAUCAAUGGCAUGGCAGAGACGGUGCAGUACAUCAACUCCUACUGCCGCAUGGCUGGCAUAGUCAAGAUAUGUGAUGACACGGUGGAUGGGAGCCUUCGCUGCGACGUGGACCCGCACAAGGGUCGCGUCCUCCUGGCCUGCUGGAACUUCUCGUGUGGCGAUAGGCUCUUCUCUGAAGCCCCACUGCACCUGGUGGCAGAAGCUCCCAAGGAUCCCGGCUUCGUCCGCCUGAAGCGGCUGGCGAAGCGCCGCGGCUUUGUGCACGCGCCGCUGUGGUACUGGGCCGCCUUGUCCUCCCUCUCAGGAGAAGACUGCCAGGGGUGCAACACAAAGUUGCAGCACAUCACACCUGAGCAGCAGCAGCGGCUCCUGAUGCUUUUCCACCCAGAGCCGCAGGCUCCUUCCGAGGACUCCUUGGCCAUUGUCGAGGAGUUCUUUCCAGGUGGACAGCUGGCACUGAAACUGGAGCGGCUCCUGGCGGUGUGGCUGCUGAACUGCUUCGAGCACAGCGAGGAGCCUGUGGGUUUCAGCACGUUCUUCCUGCCGGCCUUUGUGUCUCACGACUGCCGACCCAACUGCAUGUGGCACUACGAGGGCGACUCGUUCAUCAUGCGCGCCAGGCGCGAUAUCACAGCAGGGGAGGAGAUCACAGUGUCCUACUUGGCUGAGGAGUCAUUGCUGGAGUCCAUUGCCAGCCGCAGAAGUCAGCUUGAGGCCACGAAGCAUUUCCUUUGCAACUGCCGUACCUGUUCCAUGACCUUGGACCCCGUGCGUGGGUUCCGCUGCCUAGGCUGCGGUGAAGGGGAGAUUUUCUUCGAGGAGGGCGCCAGGCCUGCGGCCUUGGGCGCCUGCCGGCGCUGUGGAUUCAUGGCCACGCCUAGCCAGGCACAGCAGCUGGCGGCGCAGGAGAUGCGAGUGGAGGAGUAUGUGCAGGAAUGGGACCGUAAAGAUGGCGCUGGUGCCUUCCUCAAUGAGGACAAUGCCAAGCGCUUGGAAUCCAACAUGGCGCAGCUCUUCUCCAAGAAGCACUGGCUUCGUGACCGCGUUGCGAGGCACUUGUUGGCCUACUACGAGGCUGCCGGCGAGGCGGCGGAGGCGUUGAUCUUGGCCAAGCGCUGCGUGGACUUCGCAGCAGAGGUGUACCCGGGCUUCAGUGCUCUACACGCAUGGUCCCUGGAGACUCAGGGAGACCUGGAACUGCGCCUGGCUGGCUUUCUGGUGGGUCCCGACACCUUGGAGGGCCCUCAAGGCCUUUCCCAGGAUGCGCGGGACAGAGCCCAGCAAGUGGGGCCCAUUUACGACACGGCUACGAAGGCAUUGGAAGCCCUCUUUGGGGCAGACCACGAGUUUGUGGCGCCAACCCAAGCGCAAUUUCUGCUCAGGGACCGGAAGUCUGGGAUCCGUUGA